ACUCCUCCCCGGCUCACGAGGAAAGUCAGGAUGAAGUGYUGAGGAGGCGUCACGGAGACAAAGAGAAAAUGUUAGAGGAGCAGCGACGGCUGAAGCGAGAACAGGAAGAGGCCGACACGGCGUCGAGGCGACACACGAGCGUCGUCCCCACGCAUCAUCAGUUCAUCACCAACGAGCGCUUYGGAGACCUGCUGAACAUCACCGACAACACGGAGAGGAGGAAGUCAGGCGUGGAGAGAACUCCGGCUAUGGCUCGCUUCGACUUCAGAGCAGAAUCCCUGAAGGAGUUGCCGUUUCAGAAGGGAGACAUUGUUUACAUCAUUCGACAAGUGGAUCAGAACUGGUUCGAAGGCGAGCAUCACGGCAGAGUCGGCAUUUUCCCACGAAGCUACGUCGAGCUUCUCCCGCCCACAGAGAAAGCUCAGCCGAAGAAGAGCGCCCCGGUCCAGGUGCUGGAGUACGGCGAGGCCGUGGCCCGCUUCAACUUCAAAGGGGACACGGUGGUGGAAAUGUCUUUCAGAAAGGGCGAGAGGAUCACGCUGAUCCGCAGGGUGGAUGAGAACUGGUACGAAGGGAAAAUCUCGGGCACCAACCGGCAGGGCAUCUUCCCCGUCACCUACGUGGAGGUGCACAAGCGACCCCGCGUGAAGAACGGCGUGGACUACCCCGACCCCCCGCUCAGCCACUCUCCUCAGCGCAGCACCAACGCCUCCCCUCAGCUCUAUCGUAACCGCCUCACCACCUCCCCCCUGCCCCUCCCUCGCUCCUCCCGACGCUCCGUGUCGCCGGAGGUGCACGCCGUCUCCUCUGAGUGGAUCUCCCUGACGGUGGGGGGUGGGAGCCCCCCGGCUGCCCCCACCCCUCCUCUGCCGCCCCCGCCCACCGUGUUCUACCGCUGGGGCGAGUACCUGCCGCCGCCGUGCUCGGCCAGCCCCGUGCCCCACGUGGCCGGCAGCCCGUACUGUGUCUCCCCCGUGGGCUCGCCGGCCACCUCCCCCCUGCCCCCGCCGUACCCGCCCAGACCUGGCUCGGCCACGCCCUUCCUCACCUUCACCCCGCCCCAGGGCGAGAGCUUCCUGGCCUCCUCCUCCUCGCCGUACCUGUCGCGCAGCAUKAGCCCCUGCGGCGGGUCGGUGCUGGAGGGCUGGCUGAGGGGGGAGAAGGAGCUGACGGAGGGGGACGGCUUUGCCCCGGGCAACAGGAGAAAUAGCCCUGCAGAGUUUGUGAGGAACGAGGCUGACCAUCACAGCCGGAGCUCCAGGAGCCCUGUCAUACCUUUAGACGUCCAGGAUAACAACAACGCUAACUCGUUCGCGCAACCCCAGUCCCACAGCAGCAGUCCAGAACCGACCCGCCUCAGCUGUGGAAUUUUCCAGGCCCUGUACAGCUACGUGCCUCAGAACGACGACGAGCUGGAGCUGCAGGAGGGGGACAUGGUCAGCGUCAUGGAGAAGUGCGACGACGGCUGGUUUGUCGGUACGUCGAAGAGGACGAAGCAGUUUGGGACGUUUCCUGGGAACUACGUGAAGGAGGUGAAGCUGUAGCCGAACCGGACCCAGAAACCGGACCCGCCUGUCGAGAUCGGGAAGUCCUAACUAACUGCUGCAGGUUGGAUCUGACCCGGCAGAUGUAUUUUUUGUUUUGGGGAAGCGACCCUUUUGGACCGGGGAGACCACAUGGAUCACUUUCUGACAGAACUCAUCAUCUCCACGUGUGGAAAAAUUUAAGAAAUCACCUGGACUAACUUGUGUUGCACAAUCCAUAGCUUCCGUCGAAUCAAUCUGUAGAACACGAGUGUUUAUGUAGCAGCCUGGAGGCGGACAAACGGAUCCCAGAACCGGGUUUUAUUACCUGAAGUGGACUUGGGUGGAGUUUUUAGCUUUAGUUUGUUGUUGGGAUUGUUUCUUCUUGAGUCUUCAGACGUUUCCAUCCACUCACCAUGAGCGCUAACGUCAGAUUAAUUUUAGAACGACUUUAUUUCUCAGGGUUAACGGAUUCAACAUCAAACACCCCCACUAAUAUUUAACUAAACGUCAAUAAGUUCUUUUGUCUCAGUUAAAAUGGUUCUGGCAGAUUUCUGGUUGAUGUUUGACCAUUUGAACUGGUUAGUAAUGGUGGGCAUGCUUCCGCUAACCAGCUAAUAGCUAAUAGAGGAACAUAUUUUUCGUUUAGCGGAUUAGCUUUUUUCAUUAACUUAGAAAAAUGACAAAUUAGCUCCUGCUAAAUUAGGUUUUGUCAACUUUAAGUUUGCUAACAGCUAACUAACAUGCUAACAUCGACAGGUUUGCGUCAGUCCCACCAGUCUUUAGUUCGAAGGAGAUGAAGAUGUGCGACGCAAACUGACAGUCGUAUUACCGGUUAGUGAUUUGCUGUUAGCAUUAGCUUCCACUAAUUUUAUUUAUUUUUUAUAUGUUUAGCGGUUUAGCGUUAGUGAAGCUAUAUCUGAAGUUAGUGAGUUAACCAAAAUGGUAGCUUGAACUCAUCAUUUUCUAACUAAAAAUAUAGCUUUGCUAACRCUAAACAUGUAAAAAUAAAAAUAUCAGCAGAAGCUAAUGCUAAACAAGUCAAAAUUAGUGGAAGCUCAUUGCUAACUGCUAAGAGGACUGUCACUCAAUCUGCAUCUUUGUCAUUUUAGCUGAAGACACCUGGGACUAACACAAACCUGUUGAUGUUAGCUUAUUAGUUAGCUGUUAGCAGACCUAAAGAUGGCAAAGCCUAACUUAGCAGAAGCUAAUUGGUCCGCUAAAAGCUAACUAACAAACUAACAUCAAUGUGUAUGUUUGGGAUUAGCUGUUGUGUUAAUUUUUACUUAUUUAUAUGCUUAGUGUUAGCUUCCUUUAAUUUGUACUUUUGUUAGCUGUUUAGCGUUAGCUUCCGCUAAUUUUCUUUAUUACCUUGAAAAACCUACAGCACCACCCAUUAGGCUGUUUAAGAAAAGACGUAUUCUAUUCUUGACCAUCAAUAAAUUCAAUCUUUUAAUCUAUUAAAUUAAAGUUUAGUAAGUUAAACCAUCCUUCCACCUCUGAAGAAAGUGGUUCAGAGAUUUUUAAUUAAAUUAUUUUGACAUUUGUGCCUUUGAUGAGUGGAUCCAAACUUUAAAAGAUAAAAGUCCCCUUCAGAAACCAGUCUGUUUACAUUUUAUUUUUAUUCCUCGUGGACUCGGUGUGUCUUUAGACGAGCAUUACAGGUUUUUUAACUUGUGUAAUCUGGAUGCUUUAGAUACCGCUUCAGUAUUGCCUUGUUUUUCUAUGCAAAUACGGUUCUGCAGUUGUUAGCAUGGUCACAUGAAGAAGCCGAAUGUUAGCUGUUCAGCUAACACACGUGUGCCGGGUGCACGGCUCAUAAGAGUGAAGCAAAACUGUGUUUACCCAUACUCAUUAUCAGAAACUGUAAAUUUAUCCUUUAAAACUUUCAAUGAGAACGUAUACUGAGCUUGUUUGAUUGUUGUGGCGAGUGGCCGCCACCAGGACAGGCGUAGUUAAAUUUAACUUCCUGUUGGGGUUUUUAGGAACAUCCUGACUAACAAUAUGAAACAACUAUAAUUUAUAGUGAAAGAUAACAGCAAAGUGUUAGAAUCUGAUAAAACAUUCUGAGAUUUUAACCAUUUUUUAUUUAUCAAGAUGUCUGUAAUUACGGGUGUAACGGUACGUUUUUACCAAACCGUCAUAGUAAAAAUGUCAACUUUUGGUGUAAUCAGAUGUUAGUCACCUCCCACACCUAGAGCUAAGCCGUUUUAUAUAUACAAGUGCUUUUUGCUAAAUGACAUGACAGAAAUAUUUAGAGGAAGUCAAAGCAGAGGUUCUCAAACUGGGGUCCGCGAGAGGUAUUAUGGGGGUCCUCAAAAAAUUUCACUAAAUUGUUAAUUUGGUUUUUACUUUUAAAAAUGCAUGGAGAACAAUGAACUAAUAAAACA
Messenger RNA from Austrofundulus limnaeus, 3913 nucleotides. Its product is annotated as sorbin and SH3 domain-containing protein 1. Gene Ontology annotation, molecular function: protein binding. NCBI's taxonomy places the organism in Eukaryota, Metazoa, Chordata, Actinopteri, Cyprinodontiformes, Rivulidae. The record is from RefSeq and is a predicted model, not a curated record. Gene Ontology annotation, cellular component: nucleus; cytoplasm; cell-substrate junction. Gene Ontology annotation, biological process: cell-substrate adhesion.